Molecule: messenger RNA, 1617 nt
Organism: Mytilus trossulus (common blue mussel)
Lineage: Eukaryota; Metazoa; Mollusca; Bivalvia; Mytilida; Mytilidae
Product: ankyrin-1-like
Exons: 6
Coding region: 1-1617 (538 amino acids)
Molecular function (GO): protein binding
Source: RefSeq, a predicted model, not a curated record
AUGCUAGCACAAAGUACAGCUGAAUCGUCUACCUUUGAUGUAACUCUUAUGAUAUGCACACUCAGGAAUCUAGCUAACAUAAACAUUCAAGAUAACCUCCCAGUAUCUACUGAUAGAACUGAUGAGGCAGCUUUGUCAAGAAUAAAAUUUUAUCGAAAUGAGAUUGCUCAUAAUGAUAGUGGAACUUUGACAGAAAAACAAUUUCACCAGUACUGGGACGAAAUUAGUCAGGCUAUUAUUCUACUUGGAGGACAAAAUUACACGCAACUGUGUGCAGAUUUGAAAGUCUGUAAGCUUGAUGGCCAUGACAAAGAAGUUUUGAUAGAACUUAGAAAUAUCAGAGGCGAAACUAUACCGAAAGGAGCAAUAGUUGUUCAUAACAGUCUAUUAGAAGAAUGGUCCACUUUUGAUGAAAAGGUUGUUCAAACCAGAGCUAUCAAAAGAAUAUUAGAACUUCUAGAAGAAGAAGACGUGUUGACAGUAAUUGGUCCGCCAGGAUGUGGCAAAUCGACAGCUAUUCACCAUGCUGCUCUACAGCUACGUGAUAAAGAGGAUUAUGUUAUCGUUCCUGUCAAUUUUCCCGGUGAAAUCAUACAGUACUAUAAUCCAGAGUGCAAACAAGUAUUUGUGUGUGAUGAUAUAUGUGGUGAAUAUGCCAUUGACACUCCAAUGUUGAGCAAUUGGUGUAGGUUGUCAAAUGCAAUACAAUGUAACAAAGAUAUUCGUAGCUACUAUGGGCAUACACCACUCUACUUUGCAUCAAUGUUAGGUCAUACAGAAGUUGUUGCAUUUUUGUUAGAAAAUAAGAGUGAUGCUAAUAUUUGCAGUAAAAACAAUACCACCGCAUUGCAUGCUGCCUGUCGCUUUGACAAGAUGAACUUCUCGACAAAACCACAUUCAUCAUUUAAUAUGACUCCACUUUUUGUUGCAUCAUCAAAUGGAAAUGUUGAUCUAGUUAAAUUGUUGUUAGAGCACAACGCCAAUCCAAAUUGGGGAAAUCGGUUUAACGAAACUCCAUUAUAUUCUGCAACUGAAAAAGGAAAAAUAGAAAUUGUAAAUAUGCUUUUAGAAUUUAAUGCUGAUCCAAAUUUAUGUAACAAUCAUAAUGUAUCACCCCUGCAAGCGGCAGCAACUGUAAAAGAAUUUUCAGAAAUUGUUUCCUUGCUAUUAUAUAAUGGAGCAAAUCCUCACCAUGGUGACAAUGACAAUGACCCCCUAUUAAUCCUUGCUACACAUAUAUAUUCUUAUGAUAUUAUUGAGCUGCUGUUGAAAUUUAAUGCUGAUCCAAAUAUUUGCAAUGGCAAAGGAGAGACGUGUUUGCACCUGGCUUCCCGAAUUGGUGCAAUUGAAAUUGUUAGAAUACUACUAGAAAACAAUGCGGAUCCAAACGUUGUGGAUUAUAGUUUGAUGAAAACACCACUGUAUAUAGCGUCACAUGCUUUACGUCACUCGGUGUUUAUUAAAUCUAGUGUUCGGAGAAACAAUAUAGUCAUAGGUUUGGAAAAACCACACAUUCGCCCAUUCCAAGACGACGUUUCAGAGUUGGUUCACCAAGAUUUGGGGAAAACCGUCAAGUUAUUAUUAAGGUAUAAAGCUGAUCCAUUAAGCGUUGUUUAA